Molecule: messenger RNA, 3874 nt
Organism: Toxoplasma gondii ME49
Lineage: Eukaryota; Apicomplexa; Conoidasida; Eucoccidiorida; Sarcocystidae
Product: 4'-phosphopantetheinyl transferase domain-containing protein
Exons: 7
Coding region: 311-3748 (1145 amino acids)
Biological process (GO): fatty acid biosynthetic process; rRNA processing
Molecular function (GO): magnesium ion binding; holo-[acyl-carrier-protein] synthase activity; metalloendopeptidase activity
Source: RefSeq, a predicted model, not a curated record
CGACGAAUUGACAAGCGUCGCGAGAGAAGGAUUGAAACUGAUUUCCCCCCGACUUCUCCAGAGACCUGGAGGUCUCAGUGGUGCACACCACCGCAGUCUCAAAAGAACUCUCAACAUUCGCGCGCGAGAGAGACCCCCCGCAGCAACAGGCGAGAGGUCGUUUUCCUCUUAAAUUUGAAGCUCUCUGUCAUGGUGAGAAUCGCCUUUUCCACAACCUCGUCAGCUGACGUCUGUGAACCUUCCCUGCACUCCCCCUUCUUACCCUGGCCGGAUGAUAUGAUCGACUGAUCACCGAUUCUUCUUAUUCUAGAUGGGGACGACCUCGCGGCGGGCAGGCUUCUCCGGCUCGGCGCCGCUAGAGGCUGAACAAGCCUGGAGCUGGAAAGAGAGGAGGAAGCCUCAUCCUGUGCUGUCCAUGUCGAACUUCGUUACAUCCGUGUCUCUCCUUUCCUCGUCGCUUCUUCAUUCUCCAUCAUCAUCAUCAUCUUCUGAUUCUUUAUCCCCGUCUUCUUCUUCUUCAUCUCCUUCUUCUUCUUCUUCAUCAUCUCCUUCUUCUUCUUCUUCAUCAUCUCCUUCUUCUUCUUCAUCUCCUUCUUGUUCUUCUUCAUCUCCGUCUUGUCUUCUUUUUCGGUCUUCAUCGCCGCCGUCUCCCCGUCAGGUCCCUUCGUCUCUUGUUUUCUUGGUUGCCUCCUCUUCGUCUGUUUCCUCGGCUUCGUCGCCGCCUCCUGCUGCUGGCGUCUCGCGCAGUCUCGCGUCACGGGUGAGGCCAACGUGCGUCGGCUGUCGCUCGUUUCCUUUUCGCUGGCCGAAUUCGGCUGCCGGGUCUCUGGCCAGGCGUCGGGCUUCUCCUCUCCUCUUUUGUCUCUUCCUCCGGUUCUCCCUCUCCGUUUCCUUCGCAUUGUCCCUCCUUCGCUGGCUGGCGUCUCUCUGCUGCUCGCUCUGUUUCUUCUCCGUCCUGUCCGUACGCCUUCGCUUCCGGCGCGGCUUCGCGUCUGUCGAGGAAGAUGGACGAAGAGCUGUUCAUGCCCGAGAGCCUUCUCGACUGCACGUUCGCGCUGUGCCAGGAUCCACCGGAAGGAUGCGCCGCGUCUCCUGUCUCUUUAAAACUGUCUCCGGGUACUUGUGUCUUUCCUUGUGUCUCUGUUUCCCCCCAACGUUUGCUCCGGCCUCUGCUGCGAGCUUGCGGGAGCGUUCACUGCAUCCGUUCUCUUCCUCGUCUCCUCCGUGCUUCUCCUCCACUGCGUAUCGCUCCUCGUUCUCAGUUGUCUCCGCUCCCUUGCCGAUCCCUGCCUCCUCGUUGCGCCGCUGCCCGCCAACGAAGCGUCGCCAUUCUCCCUUGGCCUUUCAGGAGCUUCGCCUCGCUGUGCCGCGCCUCGCGUCUCCCGUCGUCCAAAGGAUUUCCUCCUUGUCCUUGCCGCUCCUCUCGAGCAUGCCUUCGUCGGCCUCCCUCGCCUCAGGGGCGUCGUGGUUUCCCUCUCGACAACGCAUCCUCAGAGACAACUGCAGACCUCGUUCUCUUGUGCCCUUCUCUGCUGCUGCGUUCCUCUCUUCCUCGUCUGUGGCGUCGCCUUCGUCUGCUCCUACGCAAGUACACUGCGCGACUUUCUCGCCGUUCCCAGAGGGGCCGCAGCAACGGAGUGACCCAGUCGGUGUACCUCGACCUUCUUCGCCUCAUAGAGUCUUCGGGCAGGGAGACCGUGGAGAGGCGGCUGAGGAGUCUGCGGAAGGCUCUGCAGAAGACGAUCCACUUGCAGAAGUGGAUGCGUACCUCGACAGUCUGGAGCGCGAAGAGACGCGCCGCAUUCGAGGUCGAGCGCGGCGCAGGAAAGCAGGCAAGGACUGUCUGGUGAGAGCUGUUACGCCUGCGUCGUCGCUUGAAGAGAACGCGUUUUUCUCCUUCUCUUCUGCGCAAGAGGCUUCGGCCUCUGCGGCGGACAUGGACUCGCCUUCUGCCUCGUGUGACGGUUCUUCCAGCGAGCAGACUGGAGAUCCGAGUUCGCGGCAUGCGCGAGAAGGUGCCGCGACGGCCUCGAGUCGCAGGGCGGCGACGCGGGCCAGCGCCGGAGACGAAGGCCUCGUCUCCAGAAGAGCUGAAGAGCUGAUCGGCGACGCUGCAGCUUGGGGAGAAGUGACUGUGGACCGAGAUGAAGAACUCCCGUCACCGCUCGACGAAGGCUUGCUCGCGAGACAAGCCAGCGCUGUGUUGGAGCUGCUGGGGCUCCGGGCCUUUUCUGUCUCCGUACACUUUCUCGACGCGGAGAAAAUGACGCAACUCAACCGAGCGAAGAGAAAUACAAAUGCGCCGACAGACGUACUCGCCUUCCCCUCCCGGUCGCCGACAGUGUAUCGCCGUUUGCGGUCGUUCCUCACUCAGUUGUCUCUUCCACGACAGAGCGAGAGGGGAGAGAGCGGCGACGUAGCGACGCCUGCGAAGGAGACCUCCGAGGACUGGGAAGCGUCCUCGACUCUCAUUCCUCUCAGAAGUCCCGCGGAUCUGAGUCUCGGCGAGGUUUUCUUCUGUUCCAGUGCAAUUCAGGACGCGAUUGACGCAGACAGACGCGAAGCGGAAAUACUUGCAGAAAGCGGCCGCCCCUGCGUUCAUCUUGGAAGCGGCAUCAAAGACCUCUUGAAACCGCGACUGUCCGUCCCCGAGCGCCUGCCGCUUCUCUUCAUCCAUGCAGUGCUGCACCUGCUGGGCUUCGACCACGAGGAAGAAGGAGACGCGAGGGAAAUGGAGGCUGUGGAGGCGGCGCUGUUUGCGCGAUUUCUCAGACAAGCUCAGCCGCGAGGUUUGCUGCAGGGCGGCGGACCUGCGGCGCCGCACUUUCUCCUUGGAACUGGUCUGGACGUUUGCUCGAUUUCGCGCAUGCAAAGAUUCCUCCUCCGCCAGCUGCGACCCGAUCUCGAGAGGGCGUCGAAGAGCUCUUUCGUGGAAGUGAGGACGCAAGAGAAAAACGCCGCAUCCCCGAAGCCGGUGAGCAGCUUCGGACAAACAGACGAGACGGAGACACGGCCUCUUGAAAAGCAAGUGAAGGACGGCCCAAACAAAGAAACCGCGUCUCCGGGAGAGGCUCCAGUCUCCGCGUCGGAAAUAAGAGUCUCCCAGGAAAGGCCAAUCGGCGACCCCGUGGGGUGUAUCUCCACCCGACGCCUGAAGCGAGCGCUGAACCGGAUUCUGACGCCCUUGGAAAUUCUCGAUUUCCAGAGGCGGUUUGGCGGCCUCUGUGAACUUCUUGACGCUUCCUGGCCCGGGCCAAAGUCUGCGUUGAGUGUGCAGGAGGAAGGGAGGAACCUGAGAAAGCGCGCGAGGAAAGCUUUUGAGGGAGAAGAGGCGAAGAAAGCGGCGGCGACGGAGCCGCGAAGAGGAACGGUCGCAGCGCGCGAGAGAGAGGAAACGAGAGCGCUACAGAGGGAGUGCAGCGAGAAAAACAGUGAGAACAUGGGGAAAGAAAACGACACCGAUCUGUCUCGGACUCUGCGACGCGCCUCAGCGUUUCUAGCGAAACGCUUCGCCGCCAAAGAGGCUCUUGUGAAAGCCAUGGGAGGAGCGGGACUCCGACAUCUCUCGAGUCAGGGGAUUCGCAUGCGCGACAUCGAGAUAUUCCAGGGGCUCAAUGGCCAGCCACUGGUGCGCCUUCUCGGUGAGGCUCUAGCGCUCCAGCAACAAAAGCGAAUUUCGAAUCUCUUCGUUUCCAUCACUGACGAAGGCGACAUCGCCAUGGCUUCCGCCACAGCCGUCGGCACGUGACACCCUCAAAAAAUAAAAAUAAAUUUAAAACUUUUUUUUAAAAAAACACUGGAAACUCCAUGGUCUCCCAGCCCCUCCGUGGAAAAAAACCUGUUUUUCUCUUACGUACAUAUAUAUAUAUAUCUA